Aspergillus puulaauensis is the source of this 1491-nucleotide messenger RNA. RefSeq lists its product as uncharacterized. Lineage: Eukaryota; Fungi; Ascomycota; Eurotiomycetes; Eurotiales; Aspergillaceae. Gene Ontology annotation, biological process: transmembrane transport. Bases 1 to 1491 code for a protein of 496 amino acids. Gene Ontology annotation, cellular component: membrane. The record is from RefSeq and is a predicted model, not a curated record. The transcript is spliced from 6 exons. Gene Ontology annotation, molecular function: transmembrane transporter activity.
AUGGACACCUCUACCCAGGACAGCCGGUCCGACAAGGACAAAAAAAACAAUGUCGACCAUAUUGAAAAGACCGCCCCUGAAAAGAUCGACACCACCCAUACCGAUGAGGCGAUGAAAGUGCUGGCCGGCUACACCGGCGAUGAGUCGUGGGAGCCCAGCGAUGAAAGGCGUCUGGUCCGGAAAGUUGACUGGAGGCUGCUUCCAUUGCUAUGCAUGACAUAUGGGCUGCAGUACUAUGACAAGGCCAUGCUGUCCCAGGCUGCUUUAUUCGGACUGCGUGAGGACUUGGGUCUGCUUAUCGGUGACCGUUAUGCUAUGUCUGCGGCCAUCUUCUAUCUAGGGUUCAUUGUCGGCGCGUACCCUACUAUGGCUCUCGCGCAGAGAUACCCCAUCCACCAUGUGGCCUCGCUCACGGUUACAAUUUGGGGGAUUUGUCUCAUCUUGACACCGGCGUGCCACAACUAUCAGUCUCUGUAUGCCCAGCGCUUCUUCCUCGGGGUGCUGGAGAGCGGCAUCAGUCCGAUGUUUAUGAUGAUUGUGGGUGGCUGCUGCACCGGAUACGUCAGCAUCUUCUCGCCCCUCGUCAACUACGGACUCGGCCACAUCAAGGGCUCGCUGUCCUCCUGGAAAUACAUGUAUCUCUUCGCCGGCGCUCUCACCAUAGUAUGGGGCAUCAUCCUCAACUUCGUCCUUCCACCCGACCCCGUGAGCGCCCGCGGCUUUACUGACCGUGAGCGCUACAUCUCUGUCGCGCGUCUACGAACCAAUAACUCCGGUGUACGCAACACCCACUUCAAGAUGGGCCAGGUCGUUGAGUUACUGCUGGAUUUGAAAUUCUGGCUGAUAUUCUUCACGGCCUUCCUUGCCAUGAUUGCCAACGCACCGAUCUCCACCUUUACUCCGAUCAUUAUCAAUUCCUUCGGUUUCAGUACUCUCCAUUCCCUCCUUCUGGUCAUUCCCUCGGGCUUCUAUGGCGGAACCAUGAUGCUGCUCAUGCCGUAUCUUUCCUACAAGUUUACUACCAAGAACAUUCGUUCAUGGCUGGUAAUUGGAUGUCAGAUGGUUACCAUGGUUGCAGCAUUGCUUCUACUGCUCCUCCCUCUAAACGAAACCGGUGGUCUUCUUUUCGCCUGCUAUAUCAUGCCGACAAUGGGCGCAGGCUAUGCGGUGCUCAUGGGCCUACAGAUCGCCAAUAUCGCAGGUUAUACAAAGCGAUCUCUUUCUUCUUCGGGACUCUACAUUGGUUACUGUCUUGGCAAUUUUGUGGGACCUCUGUGUUUCAGAGAACAGGAUUCUCCGCGCUAUGUGCCGGGAUUCAUAGUCACCGUUGUGACCACUUUUAUCGCUGCAGUUCUGGUGCUCGUCUACCGUAUGAUCUGCCUCUGGGAUAAUCGUCGCAGGGACGCUACUGGGGUUCUCGAAGGAUUCGAGCACGCGUAUGAAGAUGAUUUGACUGACAAGACGAAUCCUCAAUUCCGGUACACUGUUUAA